Molecule: messenger RNA, 601 nt
Organism: Engraulis encrasicolus (European anchovy)
Lineage: Eukaryota; Metazoa; Chordata; Actinopteri; Clupeiformes; Engraulidae
Gene: hypk
Product: huntingtin interacting protein K
Exons: 4
Coding region: 58-423 (121 amino acids)
Biological process (GO): negative regulation of apoptotic process; protein stabilization
Source: RefSeq, a predicted model, not a curated record
AGUCUAGUGCAGUAGACUAGUUCUAGUCCCUUUUAGUUCCGGACGCAUCAGGUAAACAUGGCGGCCGAGGGAGAUGUCGAUUUGGACUUGGAAGCCGAAGAAAAUUGCACUGGAAAACCAGCAGAAAAGCCUCGGAAACAUGACAGUGGGGCAGCUGAUUUGGAAAGAGUUACUGAUUAUGCCGAAGAAAAAGAAAUAUCAAGUUCGGAUUUGGAAACGGCGAUGUCCGUAAUUGGCGACAGAAGAUCCAGAGAACAGAAAGCAAAACAAGAACGGGAAAAAGAACUGGCUAAAGUCACAAUCAAAAAGGAGGACGUAGAACUCAUCAUGGGCGAGAUGGAGAUUCCGCGAGGCGUGGCUGAGCGGAGUUUAAGGGAACACAUGGGCAACGUGGUGGAGGCUUUGAUUGCGCUGACCAACUGAGAAGCUUACAAGAUCACUAUGGCAACGUCUUACAUCUCCAACGCUCUGAAGAAUGCCCCAGUGCCCAUUAUUUCUGCCCUGCCUCCUCCAACAGCUACAGGGACUUUAUUUCCAUUCCACAUCCCCAUCCCCCUGUGUAUUUGAUUGGAUGAAAUAAAAUGACUUUUUAUGAGAAAAA